Penicillium longicatenatum is the source of this 396-nucleotide messenger RNA. RefSeq lists its product as uncharacterized. The transcript is spliced from 2 exons. The coding region runs from base 1 to 396 and encodes 131 amino acids. Lineage: Eukaryota; Fungi; Ascomycota; Eurotiomycetes; Eurotiales; Aspergillaceae. The record is from RefSeq and is a predicted model, not a curated record.
AUGGCUCCACACCCCACUCCCUUCACCGCCCGACCAUUCACAUCAACAUCAACACUCAUCAACGUCAACGUUAACACAUUAACACCAACACAUCAGCACAUCAACACAUCAACACAUCAACACAUCAACACAUCAACACAUCAACACAUCAACACAUCAACACAUCAACACAUCAACACAUCAACACAUCAACACAUCAACACAUCAACACAUCAACACAUCAACACAUCAACACAUCAACACAUCAACACAUCAACACAUCAACACAUCAACACAUCAACACAUCAACACAUCAACACAUCAACACAUCAACACAUCAACACAUCAACACGCAUCAACACAUCAACUCUCAACUCUCAACUCUCACCAACUCUCACCAACUUUCACCAACCCUAA